GACAAGACUAAACUUGCACUGAAGAGAUUGAGGGUGGUGGAGGAGCAGAGCAACUCCCUUGUGCUGGAGAAUGAACAGCAACGACAGCGGUACGAGAAAUGUCUUGAUGAGAUAGCCAAUCAGGUGGUCCAGGCCUUGUUGGCUCACAAG
Messenger RNA from Lymnaea stagnalis (great pond snail), 150 nucleotides. The record is from the annotation of a GenBank genome assembly. Lineage: Eukaryota; Metazoa; Mollusca; Gastropoda; Lymnaeidae.